UGUACUCAGGUAGGGACACAGUAGCGGCUAGGAAUUCUCUGAUUCCCUGGUGUGGCCUACGCGUGAUUUUCGGGUUCCUGACCACUCUCUGAAAUUGCUGAAGCAAGGGUAGUCAGUGCUGAGCCAGUCAGUGACUCCCAGGUAAGACUGGAAGGACCGAAAGGUGACUGAGUGAGUGAGCACAUUGCAAAGCGCUGUUGACACUAGGGCAGGAGGGGGGGUGGUAAAUGCAUCGGCUUCCGGGUUAGAAAAGUAAACGUAUUUAGUUUUUGCUUUCGCAUUGAAUCCCGGAGCAGCGUGUGAUGAUUUCGCCGGAAAGCUGCAGUUGCAUCGUCUCUGCGGGUUUGCGGAGUGAAGCCGGAGUUACCGGGUACUGGGACGGAGCGCGGAGCUGCAGCGGGCUCCUCCUGGACCGCCAGCGGGGGCUGGUGCUCUGCCAUGCCCAGAUCCUCUCCCCUUUCCUCCGGCAGCAGCAGCAGCUCAGCCGCCAGCCCUUCCUGCUUCCUGGGGCUUUCCACAGGGAUCUGCAGAUCCAGGUCCAGUUCCGCGCCAGGACCAGCCCAGGAGGAGGCCGAACCGAACCCCGCUCUGAGCCCCUGUCAGAGAGCCCCAGCCCUGACCUGAACCCAGAGGUGCCAGCCUCAGGGCUGGUGAGGUCCCAGGGCUACGGCCCUGCCACUUUUCUGGUGGCUUUCCCUUGCCUGGAAUUUCGGGAAGCCUUCCAGAGUUUGUACCAUGAGGCAGACCAAUGGCACUUCUCCCUCGAUGACCAGGAGGCUGCCCUCGAGGACCUGGCCUGGUUUGGUUUGCUGCAGUGCCCAAGCUGGGCAAGGGGCUCCCAGGGUGGAGAAAGCCUGCAGUACGUGAGCAGUGAACUCCUGAGAAAAGGGCAGACCCUGUUCAGCUGUGCAUCCCCAUUCGCCAGCUUCUGGUCAGAGGUCUUCAUGAACACAUUCAGUAAAGGGAUCGUGAGUAAUCUGGCUGGAGAGCGCAACGCGGUGAUCUUGACCGAUGCUCGCUGUCUGCCUGGGACUGAAGGAGGUGGCAUUUAUCUCAAGCUGCACGGUCUGUACUAUUUAGCAGGUUUGAUCGCCGCUCCACUGUGCUGGAAGGCCCACGAGUGGGUUGGAUUGACACUGGUGUGUUCUAUCACCUGCAUAUUCAAAGCCAUCAGAAGGAUUUGGAAUGCCCUCGAUAAGAAUGGCAAAAGCGUGUCAUUUUGCCCAAUGUCUGGUCACUUGCCCCUGCCCAGCUCAAGGUGGCAGGGUGUCCUGACCCAACUGUUUGGUGUAGUUGCCCUUUUGGAGAGUGAUGGAGUGUGGGGUUCGGGAGUGGUCAUCAGUCCAAGGUUAAUACUUACAUGUCGUCAUGUGUUGGGCCGGGCAUCGGCUGUCGAAGUGAAAAUACAGCCUGACUCGGGCAGCUGCCUUGCAUCGAAGGGAAGAGUGUUGUUUGCUACAAAAGACAAUUCAGCCUAUGAUGUCGCAUUGGUGGAACUGGAAAAAGACCUGCUGUAUGUUGAAGUACCUGUUGCUGCUUCAGCGUUUAACACAGGAGAGGAUGUCUGUGUCAUUGCCUAUGGGGUGUUUGGCCAGAGCUGUGGGCCUUCAGUGACAGCUGGAGUUCUCUCUGCAGUGAUCACAGUGGACCAGCAGCCAGCAAUGCUUCAGACAACAUGCGCAGUUCAUGCUGGGACCAGUGGGGGCCCUGUCUUUAGAACAAGCAGCGGAGAGUUACUGGGCAUUGUAUCUAGCAACACCCGAAACAACAGUGCAGGAGCCUGCUAUCCCCACCUAAACUUCAGCCUUCCUAUCACUGUCCUGCAGCCUUUGCUUUCUCGUUACAAACAAACAAGGGAUGCUGCGGUCUUUGAGGAACUGAACCAAGUGAAUGAUCGCAUGUGCGCUCUUUGGAGACCCCAGGACGGCUUCCUGAUUACUCCGAAGAGCAAACUCUAAUUGUGAUGGGUCACCCAGGAUUUUGAUAAUUUUGACCCCUCGUUGAACGUCCAAGAUGCUUUUGGGAGAUUAGUCUCAUAAAGUUGAAAAUAAUGAGGAGCUUGUCUUCCCUGGCUCUGGAAACAAUGAUGUGGAAUGUAUCGAGAUCUGUUGGUCAUGGAUUACCUGAUCCAGAUUUAAAUCUAAGAAAGAUGGAGAAAGUGUUAAAGCUGUAACCUCAUCCCUGACUUUCAGAUGAUGCAGAACCUUGAUUUCUCAAUAUUCAAAGUGACUUGAAUUUUGCAAGAGAUUUUUGUAGGAAGUGGAAUAGGUCAUUCAGCCCCUCAAGCCUGUCAGCUUGAGAUCUGAAUGUUUUGUGUAAAUCACAGCAAUGUGAAAAGCUGUUUUCUUUCAUUAGCCAACUCCACUGUCCCUCUCAUUUACUGUCAUAAAGUUGGAAAGCAUUCUGGUCUUGCAACACAGAGGAAAGGAAGGAAGUGAUGAUCACAGACCCAAUUUAACAGGGAGUAUUGAAGAUUGUGAACCUUAAACAUUCUAAUUAAAUCAAGUGGAACUGAAUAAAUCUUUCCGAAACCA
This is a messenger RNA of Stegostoma tigrinum, 2534 nucleotides long. It is a transcript of the gene tysnd1, whose product is annotated as trypsin like peroxisomal matrix peptidase 1. Gene Ontology annotation, molecular function: serine-type endopeptidase activity. The record is from RefSeq and is a predicted model, not a curated record. Gene Ontology annotation, biological process: regulation of fatty acid beta-oxidation; protein processing. Lineage: Eukaryota; Metazoa; Chordata; Chondrichthyes; Orectolobiformes; Stegostomatidae. The transcript has 4 exons. The coding region runs from base 303 to 1958 and encodes 551 amino acids. Gene Ontology annotation, cellular component: peroxisome.